This is a messenger RNA of Catharus ustulatus (Swainson's thrush), 3233 nucleotides long. It is a transcript of the gene AGAP2, whose product is annotated as ArfGAP with GTPase domain, ankyrin repeat and PH domain 2. Gene Ontology annotation, molecular function: GTP binding; GTPase activity; protein binding. The record is from RefSeq and is a predicted model, not a curated record. The transcript has 19 exons. Gene Ontology annotation, cellular component: nucleus. Bases 674 to 3100 code for a protein of 808 amino acids. Lineage: Eukaryota; Metazoa; Chordata; Aves; Passeriformes; Turdidae.
CGUGGCUCGGUGUCCCCUCGGUGACCUGGGGCAGGUGGAGCGGUGCCCAGCGUGGCCCUGGUGUGGUGCCUCAGUUUCCUUGGCGGGGGGAGGGGGCGCGCAGACCCCCGGGUCCCGUGUGAGGCAGGAGGGGAUCUCUCUGCUCCCCGUGGAUUUUGGGGGGCUGUGACCCCCGGGCUGGGCUGUCCCGUGGUUUGGUGGCCUUGGGGCCAUGUGGGGUGUCCGGUGCUGGCCGGGGUGGGGAUCCCGUGCCUUGGGUUUUUCCCCAUUGGGGGAACUCCAUGGGAGUCAGGCACAACCGCCACCUCCGUCAUUCUGUCCCAACAUCCGUCCGUCUGUCCUCGCCUCCAUCUGUGCGUCACACCCCUGCAUCCUGUCCCCCAUCUGUCCGGCCGUCCCCCAUGUCCUGCUGUCCCCCGGUGUCCCUCUGCCUGCACGCACCUUGGCACCGUGGGGUGCGUGGGCAGCGCCUGCAGGGCCCGGGGGUGGCAGCUCGGUGACAGUGAGGGGUGACAGGCGGCAGCGUUAACCCUCUCCCCGGCUGGCACGCGUGGCACCGACCCGGCUCUGUGUUGGUGGCACAAACUGAGGCACAGGAAGGGGGGGACGCUCUGACCGUGUCCUGCCUCAGGUUCACCCUUGGUGGUGCCACCACUGCCCAGAGGGGCUGGGGAUGCCAGAGGCCUUGGUGAACAGCCAGGAGUGGACCCUGGGCCGCUCCAUCCCUGAGAUCCGCCUGGGGGUCCUGGGCAGCAGCAAGAGCGGGAAGUCGGCGCUCGUGCACCGGUUCCUCACCGGCUCCUACGUGGGGCUGGAGCCCACCGAGAGUGGUCAGUUCAAGCGGGAGGUGACAGUCGAUGGCCAGAGCCACCUCCUGCUCAUCCGGGAGGAGGCGGGCGCCCCGGACGCGCAGUUUGCCAGCUGGGCGGACGCCGUCAUCUUCGUCUUCAGCCUGGAGAGCGAGAGCAGCUUCGAGGAGGUGGCGCAGCUGCAUGCGCUGCUCAGCGACCUCCGCGGCGCCGGCGACCUGGCCCUGGCGCUGGUGGGCACCCAGGACAAGAUCAGCUCGUCCAGCCCGCGGGCGGUGGAGGACGCGCGCGCCCGGGCGCUCUGCGGGGACAUGCGGCGCUGCCUCUACUACGAGACCUGCGCCACCUACGGCCUCAACGUGGACAGGGUCUUCACCGAGGUGGCCCAGAAGGCCGUGGCGCUGAAGAAGCAGCAGCAGCUGAUGGCCUCCUGCAAGUCCCUGCCCAGCUCCCCGAGCCACUCCGCCGCCUCCACCCCCGUGGGGGGUGCCCACCCCGGCCAGACCAGCAACGGUGGCCACACCAGCGAUUACUCGUCGUCACUGCCGUCCACCCCCAACGUGAGCCACCGGGAGCUGCGCAGCGAGACCCCGGCCCCGCUGGGCACGCCCAGCUCGCUGCACCGCGGGGCCAAGCGCCGCACCAGCCUCUUCGCCACGCGCCGUGGCAGCGACUCCGAGAAGCGCAGCCUGGACAGCCGAGGCGAGGUGGCCGGCAGCGGCCGUGCCAUCCCCAUCAAACAGAGCUUCCUGCUGAAGCGCAGCGGCAACUCCCUGAACAAGGAGUGGAAGAAGAAAUACGUGACCCUGUCCAGCAACGGCCUCCUCUUCUACCACCCCAGCAUCAACGACUACAUCCACAGCACCCACGGGAAGGAGAUGGAUCUGCUGCGCACCACGGUCAAGGUGCCCGGGAAGCGCCCGCCCCGCGCCAUCUCCGCCUGCGGCCCCUCGGCCAGCAUCAACGGGCUGCUGCGGGAGCCCGAGCCGGGCACCGGUGUCCCCUCCGUGGGGCUGAGCCUCCCCCCCGAGCCAGGGCUGAAGGUGGUGGGCAAGGGGUCCCUGCAGCGCUGCGCCUCCGCCUCCGGCGCCAAGCUCGCCUCAGAGUCCCCGUUGUCCUUCGAGGCCGUGUCCAGCCCCGGCAGCGCGGGCAGGGACCCUCCCCCGUCACCCCUGGUGGACAGGAAGAAGCACCGGCGGAAGAAGCUGAUGACGCCGUCCAAGACCGAGGGCUCGGGAGGGCAGGCAGAAGCCAAGCGCAAAAUGUGGAAAUUAAAAAGUUUUGGUAGUUUAAGAAAUAUUUAUAAAACAGAGGAGGAGAACUUUGAGUUUCUGAUCGUGUCAAGCACGGGGCAGACGUGGCACUUUGAGGCUGGCAGCUUCGAGGAGCGCGACGCGUGGGUUCAGGCCAUCGAGAGCCAGAUCCUGGCCAGCCUGCAGUGCUGCGAGAGCAGCAAGAACAAGGCACGCAUGGACAGCCAGAGCGAGGCCGUGGCCAUCCAGGCCAUCCGCAACGCCCGCGGGAACUCGCUCUGCGUGGACUGCGGGGCACCCAACCCCACGUGGGCCAGCCUGAACCUGGGCGCGCUGAUCUGCAUCGAGUGCUCGGGCAUCCACCGCAACCUGGGCACGCACGUGUCGCGGGUGCGCUCGCUGGACCUGGACGAUUGGCCCCGGGAGCUGACCCUGGUGCUCACGGCCAUCGGCAACGCUACGGCCAACAGCAUCUGGGAGCAGAACCCGCGCGGCCGCUGCAAGCCCACCCACGAGUCCUCGCGGGAGGAGCGGGAAUCGUGGAUCCGUGCCAAGUACGAGCAGAGGCUGUUCCUGGCCCCGCUGCCCGCGGCCGAGGCUCCUCUGGCCGAGCGGCUGCUGGGGGCUGUGCGGGAGCAGGACCUGCCCGCGGUGCUGCUGCUGCUGGCCCACAGCCACAAGGAGCAGCUCAACGUGGCCAUGGGGGACACGGACCGGCGCACGGCGCUGCACCUGGCCUGUGACACCGCCCAGGUGGUUGUCACCCAGCUGCUGGUGUGGUACGGGGCCGAUGUGCGGGCACGGGACGGUCACGGCCGCACCGCUCUGUUCUACGCCCGCCGCGCCGGCAGCCGCGAGUGCGCCGAGAUCCUCCUGCAGCACGGCUGUCCCGGAGAGGGGCCCGGCAGCCCCCCGACCCCCGUUAGCCCCCCGACCCCCGGCCCUGCCACCCCCGGCGGCCCCCCGACCCCCGGGCCCCGCCGGCGCAGCAGCUGUGCCAGCGUGGGGCCCUGCGAGCCCCGCUCCGCCCUGGUAUAGCCCCGAGGGUCCUCAGCCCUGGGGACAUCCCGGUGCCACCCCCGGGGACAUCCCGGUGCCACCCCCGGGGGCAGCCCGUGCCCACGGUUUGUACUUUUGAUGCUCUAUUUAUUAUCCUCUCCGUGUCGGGCUC